CGAACAUCAUUUUGAACAUAGUUUCGGCGGUACGCCUGUUCAAAUCUGCCGCUCUUCUCACGGAAGACAAAUCGGUUUGGUCCCUUGCUUUGUCCUCAUAUCGAGCGAGAUAUGAGGCCCGCGAACAUGGAAUCGCCUAUCCUUUCUGGGUAGGCCUCGUAGGGGAGGAGAGCGAUGCUGUACUAGCAUGUCUAGCAGAGCCAUGCUGUGUCAUGCAUUCUAGGGUCAAAAGUUCCUACUACUUCCUAUGUGGUUCACUAACGAGCUAGCGGAUACGCCCCCUCCUAUGGUUCUCUACCCGAGCCAAAAUUCGACAAUACAGAGUAUGGCAUCCCUACAAGAAGAUCUUGGGGAAAUAUGGCGUUCGCUGACGAAAGUCAGAAUUGUUGGAUGGUUCCGACGCCUUCGUCGCAAAAGGAGAACGGGGUUCGAGUCCCUUCCCUCAUGGGAGCCGUCCAUGAACCUAUGGUUCUCUAAAGUGCAUCACUUUCAUCACCCCUUUUUCGAGUCCCGACUAGCUAGAGGAAGAAGUAUAUGUGCGAUUAGUAGCAUAUCUCAUGGUAGGCCAAGCACAAGGUAUAGCAUUACCGUAGUGCAACCGCUGGCCGGUAAUGCGGGAGUCAACAACACGGUAAUUAACGUCUAGAUACUCUGACUUUUCGUUGAUGCUCAGGUAUGCUCGAAAUCGACUGCGUCAAAUCCACUCUGACGCGUCCGACGCCCAACACGUUUAGCAUUCGGCUCGCUGGAACAGCUCGG
Dichomitus squalens LYAD-421 SS1 is the source of this 759-nucleotide messenger RNA. RefSeq lists its product as uncharacterized. NCBI's taxonomy places the organism in Eukaryota, Fungi, Basidiomycota, Agaricomycetes, Polyporales, Polyporaceae. The transcript has 2 exons. The record is from RefSeq and is a predicted model, not a curated record. Bases 248 to 646 code for a protein of 132 amino acids.